Messenger RNA from Perca fluviatilis (European perch), 1822 nucleotides. RefSeq names its product formimidoyltransferase cyclodeaminase (gene ftcd). The transcript has 14 exons. Bases 59 to 1678 code for a protein of 539 amino acids. NCBI's taxonomy places the organism in Eukaryota, Metazoa, Chordata, Actinopteri, Perciformes, Percidae. Gene Ontology annotation, molecular function: transferase activity; folic acid binding. The record is from RefSeq and is a predicted model, not a curated record.
UGAGGCUGGACUUUGAGCAUUAGUUUGGUGUCUCUUCCUUCAGUCUACAGACGACAUCAUGGCUCAGCUGGUGGAGUGCGUCCCAAACUUCUCCGAGGGCCGAAACAAAGAGGUGAUCGAUGCGAUCUCAUUGGCUAUCUCCGAGUCCCCCGGCUGCAGCCUGCUGGACGUGGACGCCGGAGCGUCCACCAACCGGACGGUGUUCACCUUCGUGGGCUCGCCGGCCGCCGUGGUGGAGGGGGCCCUGAACGCAGCACGCAUCGCCUUCAGCCGCAUCGACAUGGCAACGCACUCAGGUGAGCAUCCUCGGACCGGAGCGCUGGACGUGUGUCCCUUCAUCCCCGUCCAGAACGUCUCCAUGGACGACUGCGUCCGCUGCGCCGAGACCUUCGGACAGAGACUGGCCGAGAUGCUGCACGUCCCCGUGUAUCUGUACGGAGAAGCAGCGCGGAGAGAAACCAGGAGAAAUCUCCCGUCUGUCCGAGCCGGAGAGUACGAAGCUUUACCUGACAAGUUGAAGCUUGCUGAUUGGUCCCCUGACUUCGGCCCGGCGGAGUUCGUGCCAUCGUGGGGUGCCACGGUAACCGGCGCUCGUAAGUUCCUGAUCGCCUUCAACGUGAACGUGAUCGGCACCAAGGAGCAGGCGCACCGCAUCGCGCUGGACGUCCGGGAGCAGGGCCGCGGCAAGACACAGCCGGGGCGUCUGAAGAAGGUGCAGGGGAUGGGCUGGUACCUGGACGAGUCCAACAUGGCCCAGGUGUCCACCAACAUCCUGGACUACGAGCUGACCCCCCUCCACACGGUGCACCAGGAGAUCUGCAGCGUUGCAAAGGAGCUGAAGCUGCCAGUUGUGGGCUCUCAGAUCGUGGGUCUGAUUCCUCUGAAAGCCGUCCUGGACUCGGCCGACUUCUUCAUCCAGAGAGACGGGCUCUUCAUCCUGGAAGAGGAGCACAAAGUCCGCCUGGUGAUCAGUAAACUGGGCCUGGACUCUCUCGGCCCGUUCAACCCCAAGGACAGAAUCAUAGAGUACAUGGUGCAGUCUGGGGACGACAGCCGUCUGGUGUCUCUCUCUCUGCAGCAGUUUGUUCAGAGCGUCGGCGCUCGCACGGCAGCUCCCGGCGGAGGAUCGGUUUCUGCUGCCGUCGCUGCUAUGGGCGCGGCGCUGGGCGCCAUGGUGGGUCAGAUGACCUACGGGAAGCGCCAGUUUGACCAUCUGGACGGAGUGAUGCGGCGCCUGAUUCCUCCGUUCCACCAGGCGGCGAAGGAGCUCCUGGACAUGGUGGACGCCGACUCCACCGCCUUCAACAGCUACAUGGCGGCGCUGAAGAUGCCGAAGACCUCAGCAGAGGAAAUAAAGAGGAGAGAGGUGAUGAUGCAGGCUGGUCUGCAGCGAGCGGUCAGCGUGCCGUUGGCUCUGGCCGAGAGGGUCAACGUCCUCUGGGCGCCGCUUAAAGAAAUGGUCGUCAACGGCAACAUCGCCUGCAAGUCGGACGCUCAGGUGGCGGCGAAAGCGUUGGAGACGGCGGUGUUCGGGGCGUAUUACAACGUCACCAUCAACCUCAACGACAUCACAGACCAAGACUUCAAGAUGGCCACUGAGAAACGAGUGGCAGCGUUGCUGCAGGAAGCGAAGGAGAGCGCCGCUGCCGUCCUGCUCGCUGCUGACCACAGGAAGUGAUGUCAUCUCCAUCCUGCUGACCACAGGAAGUGAUGUCAUCUCCAUCCUGCUGACCAGAGGAAGUGAUGUCAUCUUCUUCAGCGUUGAACUUCUGACCCUGUGAUUGGAUGUAAACAAAAAAAAAUUAAAAACACAUUUUCAUUA